Molecule: messenger RNA, 7700 nt
Organism: Cotesia glomerata
Lineage: Eukaryota; Metazoa; Arthropoda; Insecta; Hymenoptera; Braconidae
Exons: 11
Coding region: 599-7501 (2300 amino acids)
Biological process (GO): exocytosis
Cellular component (GO): plasma membrane; exocytic vesicle
Molecular function (GO): neurexin family protein binding
Source: RefSeq, a predicted model, not a curated record
GGACUUGUCUUUUAGCCAGGUAAAGGUAAACUCUGGUACUGUCAACUCUCUGGCAUUACGCGUUAAAGUUUUAUGUGUGUAAAAUAAUUGUGUGUGUAUAUUUUAAGUGUAAAUGUUGAUGUGAAUUGUUAUACUGGUACAGACUACUAUUAUAUACAGCUUGCUGUUUUAUUUCAUGCGGUCACAUGCAACAGAUAUAUUAUUUAAUUUAAGAGAAUAAAUUAAUUUUACGACUUUUUUUUUAAAUUAAAAUAAAAUAGUAAACUAGUGAGUAGCUAUUGGAGACGUAGUGGGGAGUUUUAUAAAAGUAAGAAAUAAUGGACAAGAGGAUUGGAGGAUGUGAAUAAGGCUCCGUGCGAUGCCUUUAAAUAUAUAUAAUAAUAAUAAGCUUUUUACCUGUACCUUCACCUUCACGCUGUGGGCUGUUAACAAUGUCUUGGUUAAUGACGACAUGAAAAUCAAUUAUCCAUGAUUACUCAUCAAAAAUCAAGAAUUUAUAAGUAAUUAUCCCAAUAUAUAUUUCUGAUAAAGAAAAAUUCAUCAAAAAGAUUAGAUUAUCCAUCCAAAAAAAAAAAAAAAAGAAUAUUUUUUCCAACGAAUGAAAGUAAUUAAAGAAAAAAAAUCACUUAAAAAUAAAAAUGACUCAAUGGAUAUCGAGAAUAGUAUUGAAAAAUUAAAGGUAAAAUCGCGCAUACCCGAUUUUACAGGACUAACAAUUCCAAAAUCUUUAAAAUAUUCUUCACAAUCUCCUUCAAGCUCUCAAUCUUCAUCUAAAGAUGUCAGCUUGUCGAGAGAUAGCGAAGCAUUAAAUAAAUCUUCACCUAAAUUCCGCGACAUUAGUAAAAAAUCAAGCAUCCCAGUCCUAAGACGAAGUGAAGUUCGUGAGUAUGAAGACAUUAAUCCGCGAAACGAAGCCCGAAGAUCUAACAUACCUCUUCAACGAAGCACCCGUGGAAGUGCUGAUGACUUGAGACCACCCUCAACUCCCACGCGAAUAUUCAGCAAUAAUAACAGCAAUAUUAUCAACAAUAAUUACCAGCUGGAGAAAGAAAGCUCGCCGAGUUUGAUUCCUAAGUUAUUGCUGCUGCAAAAAAACAAACGAGCUAAAUUCAAUAUUGAAAAAGUUAACAUGGAUGUUGAAGAUUUUGCUUCUAGUGAGGAUAAAAAUAAAUUGGAUGUUGUUGUUAGUGAAGAGAAAGACCAAGAAGAGGAAGAAGAAGGGAGUAAAGAUGUUAAGACUAUUGUAGAAGAUGAUAAGGAUGACGAGGAGUCAGCUGGUAGAAUAUUGUCCAGCCACUUGUCUCCAGAAGCUAGUCCUCUUAGCACCAGAUCGUCUUCCAGGUACAGUCCUAGAGAAAGUGAGAGCGAACCUACUCCGGGGCUUCCGAGGAAAAUUGUCGCCGAGAGGAGCGAGUCGUUGAGUUCUCAGAGGAUACGCGAUGCUAUUUCGAGGACCAGGAGGGAGUCUAAUAGCAGUGCUAGGUAUGAAAGCUCCGGGAGUGAUAGCAUCAGGUUAAGCGAGUCAGGAUUAUACGACUAUGUUGACCCAGCAAAAAAAUCAAGAUUAGACCCUCGAGACAUCGUCGUUGAGAACGAUGAAAGAGAUAGAGUUCGUGACAGCGAAGCCACAAGCGCUGGAGAAGAUGAUCCACCGAGGGUCAGCGACACGCGCUCGGAUUCCACUGUUAAGUUUGGUAAUGUCUCUUCGCAGGGGCGAACUAUACUACGAAGGCGCAGACAGUUUGAUUCACAAGGUUCAAGAAGAAGAGGAAGAUCAUACGCAAGGUCAUACAGUACAGAAGACAUAUCAUUCCAAAUAGCGCGUCAAAGUCUCCUUCGUAGUGGAUCCGGGGAUUCCCCGAGGAUUCCCGACUAUCGGCGGCUGGUUUUCAUCAGCUCGGACUCGUCGUCCGGGCGAGAUGAAGAGGAUGACGCUGACAGCAGCUGUUCCGGGUCAUCUUACUUGACUGGUGGGAUCCCACCUGGAACAGCGAGGAACGCCAGCAGUCACAGUCAGAGUCUCGAGGACUGUGACUGGGAUUAUUUUGAGAGCAAUAGCUUGCCUUCUUUGCCGUCUGCGUUGUGCAGUGAUGCUUCGGGUCAUCCGAUUAAUGAUAUUAAGGAUGCUAAUGUUUGGGAUUGUUGUCUUGGUCGGCGACGUGGAUCUACUUCUUGUCAGGCUUGUGGAGGUACGAACAGAAAUGUUCUACCAGUUCCGGUUCCAAUCCCAGUUCCAGUGCCGUACCCAGUUCCAGUUCCCGCGUCUCUGUGGAACAACGGUGACUUCGCAGCAGCGGCAGCCUCUUCAAUGAUAACCGCGAGCAAGUCGGACAACCUAAAGCUAAAAAAUGUCGGACCUUGGUUCUCUUGGCACCCUAAAUUCAUCUCCCAAUCAGAAAUCCACCGAAGUUUCUACUGCGACCCUAAAAUAAUGGACUCUGGCAGCUUCAACACCGCAGACUCUAUUUUUACAUUCCGACCUGACGGUUCUUUAGUUGGCCACUACGAAAGUAUUUACCACGGCGCUCACUUGAAGUUCGACGAACCUACUAACCUCAAAGAUCCUCCAAAGGAAGACACCGAAAAAUCAUCAGUUCAAGCUAAUAAUGAUGACACAAACCUUGAAAUUAAUUGCAAUGGGUCCGAUCAUGAAAUAAGUAACCAAGUGCCAUUAGAUGAUAAUAAUUCUCCUUCAAUUCCAGAUAACAACAAUGAAGAUGAUGAUGAAGAUGACGAAGAAAAUUCAAGCUCUUGUGCAGACAGCAGUGAUUUUGAUGAUGAAGAAAAAUCUCACCGUUUUUCUCGAGUAUUUGUUGUCAAUAAUGAUGAUGAUGAAGAUGAUGAUAACAAUGAAGACGAUGAAAAUGAAGAAGAAGAUAGUUUAUUGCCAAGUUAUCACGAAACAGCUGAUCAAAAUGGCGUAAUUCUCAAAACCAUCAAUCCUAACCUCGAGAACACUUCAGUGGCGCCACCAUCAGUUUCUAAAAAUAUUAGCAAUGACAUCAGCUACUCAGCUGACUCAGCGGAUAAUUUGGACACGAUAACCUUAAAAUCAAUCCGGAAAAUAAACCCUGAAAUUUUGACAGCUGACUCAAAAAGUGACAAUGUGAUUAAUAAUAAUAAUGACAACAAUGUGAUUAGUGACUCAACAGUGCCAGAUUCAUUAGAAGUGUGGAAAAGUGAUAAAAGUGCCUUAGAAAAAAAUGCAAAAGAAUCGGUGUCAUAUAAAAAAAAUAAAAGGAUUGUGAGUGAUGAUACAUUAAGCGAAUCAAUGUUGGAGCGGCAGGUGAAGGCAGUGAGUGAAGUGAGUGAGUUACUGGUGGGAGAAAAUGAGGUGGAUGGAAGUGAAACUACAGGUGGGGAGCCAGUGUGCCGGGGAACGCCACUGGAGUCAGUCGAGCUUGGCUUUCCCUCUAAAUUAAAAAAUUAUGACAAUAAAUAUUUGCAAUCGUUGUCAAACAACAAGUACAAGAGUCUUGUGAUGAUUACAUCUAACGCGUACCAACCAGUGAGUGUUAUAACCUCUGAUACGACGACUUUGCUCCAGCCAGAUGACAGUAGUAAGACGCAAUGUGAACCUCAACAACAGUCGUCAGGGCUGGCCGGGUACUACCAUCUGGCGCUGGAGGCGUUGGAAACACCUCAACUAGCAGCCUCGGGACCACGUCGACCGUUAAUGGUAGACGUAAUACUGGAGGAAGGUCUGGCGGACGACGACUCCUGGGUGGAGGAAGUGUCCCACGAUGAGGACGAGCAGAGUACCCCAACUACCAACACAGAGGACAGUUCUGAAGACGAAGCAAACCACUUAUCCGGUGACCGGGAGGAAGAAUUAAGAGGUUACCACCGCCAAGCGAUAGACUUUACCCUUCACACCAUAGUCGAGGAGUCUUGCGAGGAAAGUGAGGCUGAGUUUAGCCUCACCUGGAAAUCUAAGCGCCCGCCAUCUACAUCUGAGUUAGAGAAGUACUUUUUUUUCGGGCUAGGUGGCGUUGAUUCACGUCCUGAUAACCUUGACUCUGAAUUAGAAAACAAUCUAAAUCUCUUUAAUGAUGACCUUAAAUCAACUGAUACUUUAAGUAGAGAGAUUGACAGCUUGUCAGAGACAUCUAGUGUUUACUCAGAAGGUGUAGAGAGCCUUAAGGACCCUGGAAUAAAUUCCGACAGUGCCAAUGACAAUUCUUCCCGGCUUGAAAAGUAUUUUUUGUCGGAAUUUUUGGGCUUUAGAGAAGAUCGUAGGGACUCGGAUGGUUCCGUAGGAAGUGACUCGGAGGGCCGGCCGAGUCCCGAAGCUCAGCGGAGGAAAAGGUUGGUCCGAGCUCGAGGUACUGGCAGGUCUCACAGCUCCUCAUUAGACAAUCUUUUAGCUCUGACUCAAAAUUCAGGCUCGCAAAAUUUAACCUCGCAAAAUUCACUACAAGAUUUGACCAAUCAAGACUCUCCAGACGAGUCUGACGACUCCACCGUCCCUGAUGAAGACGUAGCUGGGUUCGUUGAAGGUGUUGACACGGUAAAGCGCAAGAAGAAGAAGCGCAAUUUAGGAAAUCAUCCUGAAGGAUCCAACAAAAGUCCUGAAUUAGAAGAAGACAAAGAUAUUGAGAGUUUUGCUCAGGUUACUUCUGAGGAAGAAAGGUCCAAGACUCCGCAAGCUGAGGCUCCAGAUGAAGACGACAGGAAGCAGUCUAGGGACUCUGGGUUUGUUGGAAGCUGCGAUGACUUGAUCCAGCCGGAGCCUGUUGAUACUUCUGCGACAGAGUUGAAGAAUUUCAAGGAUAAUGUUAAUGAUAAAAAAGAAUUCGUGGCGAUUCCUAUUAAUCAUUCUUUGUCAAGGAAGGACAGCUUUAAUAACUGGUCCAGCGAUGAGGAGACUAAUCUUAUGAUGUCCAAGAUGCGGCAGUUUUUUAAGACUAUGGUUGCGAACUCGAAUUCUGCAGCAGCGCCAGUGGUUGUCCAGCAGACUCAAGAGCUGCCACGUGGCAAGCGGACCAAGCCGCCGCAGUUGGUUUAUUUUGAGAAUGAAUUGACUCGGUUGAUGAAGACAGUUCCGGGGAUCAGGGAUGAUCAGGUCAGGGAAAUAGUCGAGUACCUAAGCUCAGAAGACACUUGGUCUGACUCUUACGACUCUUCUGACUACACCAGCUCAGACCUCGAAGGCGCAACUAGCCGAUCUACUCUCCAAGAGCAGAUCUCUGCUAGCUGCCAGCAGAUCAUCAGCAAUUUCGACAUGAACUCCGAAACAGCUGACCAGGAGCCUAGUAAGCCAACGAAUAUCAAAGACACUGCGUUCGUUUACCAGAAGUUGGUCCAGAGUUUUACUAAAAUAGCAGGAGAUAGUUCAGACGCAAGUUCAACUCCUUACAGCAGUCCUCCGCUGAUUGCUAAAGUGAUGCACCAUAUAGGCAGCAGAUUAGUGGCACUAAUGCACCAGGUCUCGGAGAACAACUCGCCGUCAAAUUCUUGGAGGCGUUAUCCUCAACACACUAGGACUCCUUCGUCAGCAUCGACGACUGAAGACGAGUCUACGUCGGAGUCUGCGCAGCAGACUCCGACUUUUAGCCACUUGCAGCUCCCCAGGUCAAAGUCACAUGACCCGCUUUUGUUAAUCAACAGCCACCAGGUCACCGGAGCGGAAAGUGAAGAAAGAGAAGAAAAAGAGACGAGUGACUAUGAAAGAUUCUCCUGGAGAGGAAGCUUUGAAUCCGCGCUCAUGGCUGCUGACUCCAGGAACAAGUUGAGCUUGAUAAGCUCCGGAGACAUUGGAGCCACUGCUAAUGUCUUAGCGAUGGCUGCUAAGCGACGUUCUGCUGGAGAUUUGUUGUUUAAUCCUAAAAGCUUCUCCAGAGAGCAGCUGGAUAGAGUUAGAAGUUGUGGGUCUAUUGGAGCUAGCAAUACUGUUACUACAGCCAGUUCGGUGGGACAGGGCUCGGUUGAAGAAAAGAUCUGGAGCAAUAGGAGGAGGUCAUCGGUUCCCGAUGACCCCAGGCACAGAAGGCGCAAGUCUGCCGCGGAAAAAGAUCAGGAGGAUAAUGAUUCGGAGUUUGAGUUUGAUGAGUCCAGGGCUAUGACUUUGCCGAGAGGGUUGCAAACUCCGACGAGUACUUCGACGACUAACUCGCUGCCGAGGCUGCCUGCUAUUACUUCCGCUAUGCACAAGGCGCAUAGCAUGUAUCACUUUUUGCCUUCUAAUACUGGAGUCAAGUCCGCAAGAUACCGCCCUCCAGGCUUCGCCCGAAACUUAACAUCAGCCCCCAAGCGCGCGUUGAGCGCGCCCGGCCUGGAGAUCCCAUCUCCAGGCAAGCGCGAGCGAAGGCGAGCGCCCGUCCCCGACGAAGACACCCUAUCAGAAGCUUGCAGCACGCCUAUCAUCGGCGGAGCAAAGCGCUUUGAACCUCGAGGCAGACUCCAAGACUUAAACCGCGCAUCAUUGUCCAGCCUGGGCGCCAGGUCUGACUCAAUGGCCUCAGUGUACAGUGGCGCCGGCGAGGGCAAGUGGUGCGGCUCCGUAGCAGUCCGCGGCGAAGUAGAAUUCUCUCUCCAGUACGAUUACAAGCAGCUGACCUUCCAAGUGAUGAUCAGCCAGUGCAAAGAUUUAGCGCCUGUUGACGUUAAGAGAAACAGGUCCGACCCUUACGUCAAAGUUUAUUUACUUCCUGAUAAAUCCAAGGGAGGGAAGAGGAAGACAAAAGUUAAAAAGCACACGCUCAAUCCAGUUUUUGAUGAGACACUUAAAUUUAAUAUUAAUCUCAAUUCUUUGGAGAAUAGAAUUUUGUGGUUAACUGUCUGGCACUCGGACAUGUUCGGGAGGAACGACUUCCUCGGAGAAGUUCGGAUGCCCUUGGAGAAUAAAAUCUUCGAUGACCCGACGCCAAAGUGGUAUCACUUGCAAGAAAGGUCGGAGGCUUUUGAUGACCCUGUGGAGAGAUACAAGGGCGAGGUUAUUGUCGGGCUCAAGUUUGUCCCUCCAGAACUUUGUCAACUCGAGAAUAGAGAAAGAGAAAGUGUUACUAUCGUUGGAGAGCCGAGAAAGGGCAAGAAGAACUGGAGCAGAGGCUCGCUGCAUGUCUUGGUUAAGGAGGCUAGGAAUCUUCAGACGAAAACCAAAAAUUCAGGAACAUGUGACCCCUUUUGUAAGAGCUAUUUGCUACCUGAUAAAGGAAGGGCUGGAAAGCAGAAGACCAGUGUUGUGAGAAAGAGCGACGGGAAUCCGGUUUGGGGACACACUUUUAUUUAUAAGGAUGUCAGUCUUCAGGAACUCGCUGAGAGGGGGCUCGAGCUUACUGUUUGGGAUCAUGAUAGGAUCGCGAGUAAUGAGUUUCUUGGAGGUGUCAGGUUCAAUUUGGGGACUAGUAAACACUACGGCAAACCAGUUGAUUGGAUGGACGCAACAGGACGUGAAUUAUCUUUAUGGCAAAACAUGUUGGAACGACCGAACUUCUGGGUCGAGGGUGCGAUAACUCUCAGACCUAAUUUGUACAAUCAUGGAAAACACAAUUUCUCCUGAUUAUUUUUUUUUACUUAACAUUUACAAUCACUUACACUAUUAAUAAUUAAUUGAUCAUCUAAUUAAUUAAUUAAUUAAUAAUUAUAAUCACAGUGACUAGGGCUCGAGUACUUAAUUGAUACUUAAUAUAUAAAUACAUAAAAAAGUCCCCGGCAUAUUUUUAAAAAUUUUCGUCCAAGGGAACAAUUGUUAAUAAUAU